GUGGAGAAAGAGCUGGAGAAUAUGCAAGCUUGAAUGAGCUGUACUUGAUCAUAAUCAUUCAGAUUGGAUGCAUGAAAGAUAAAGCAUGGAAGAAAUAAAGUGGAUUUUAGAAUACUCUGUGAGGAACCAGCUAAAAACAGUGACAGAGGCUGUGUUGUCCCAAUUUGAUGGACAGUUGUCUGCACUGGGAUUAUCUGAUGUCCAAUUGGCUUGCGGUACAUUACACGACAUUGUCCACAAUUUCCUGUCAGAUCCAAUCAAAUUAGAGCUUGCAGUAGAUCUUAUGGACUUCAUUUAUAUGUCUUGUCCCGAGGCAGUUGUGUUUAAACUCUAUUCUAAACUAGUUGUAGGCCUAAAAAUGCAGAUUUUGCUACAAAUGCUGAAAAAUAAAGACAAGGACUGCCUGACAAAGCUUAUGAAAUACUUCCCCCGUAGGAAGCCAGAAUUCCCAGGAGUGUGUCCUCAGCAAUUGUCUCGCCUACACAUGGUUCACACAAACUUCCGAAAAUUUUACCUCCCUCUACUUGCCAAUAGCAGACGAGCUGAGGCUUACUUCCGUGAGGAGUACUCCGAAGAGUAUGGAAAAGAAUUUCAUGAAGCCUUGCAGAAAAUGUGUAAAUGGUUUGUGGACAAGAUUCAGAGUUAUUUUCCUGAGCCUAUGUUAUCGCAGAUAUUAGAAAAUCCUGACAUCUUGAAAGACUGCCAGCACUCUCCAGAAAUCCAGAUGUUAAUGGACAUAAUCCAGGACAAGUCCACUUUGACCUCUGAUGACCUUCUGGAAUUCCUCACAAUGGUGGAUCCCUCAAAUACCCAAGACCGGGUACAGGUCCCCAAUACAUUUUCUUUAUCACCAAGAAGAUGCAGUGUAGAGGAUGGAAAUAUUGUAGCGAUUAACUGUUCUAAAAAUCGAAAUAGUCAUUGUACUUCAUGUACAGACAAAAAUUGCUCAGGAAUUGAAAAUUUUACUUUCAUUAUAUCAGAAGGAAAUGAACUUGAAAAAUCUAGGAAUAGUUUGUAUCAUAAAUCUGUUGAGAAAAUGCUUUUAAAUGUUACCUCAGGUAGAGGUGUCCGCAAUGAAAAUUUUACACAAAGAAAAAUGACAAAAACAACAUGCCAGAAAUCUCCAGAUUCAACUGUGAUAACUUCUGAACGUUCCAAAUCUUCAUGUUUUCACGAGGGUCAGAUAUGUGAGGAUCUGAAUACUGCUUUGUCCUCAGAGGAAAUGUCCUCAGUGACUCCUGAGGAGCAGUCAUCUGGGAGGACACUACCUUCUGAGAGGUCUUCAGAUUGUAUUGUAAUUACAUGUGUGUCACCUUCAGAGGAUGUGAACAACAAAACAGAAACAAGGGUAUAUUUCAGGUGUCAUAGGGAUAAAGAUGUGGAUAUUGACAUGACAGGGGGAGAUAUACGUAUGAUGACAAUGGAAGAGCUUAGUGAUACGGAGUUGUCUGUGUCAGACAUUGACAGGUUCUCGGACAUUGAAAAUGACAACCAGCAGCAAGUUGAGUUUACCUCGGAUUCAUCUGGUGGUGAAAUUACUUUAGAAAGAUAUCAGGUGCCAGACAUAAGCCGCCAUAAACGUCAACAAUCUACACCAUUCUGUGUCGUCAAGUUGUUUAAAAGCCAGGUUUUCAAGAAUCACAGUAUAUACUCUUAAAGAAGAUUGAAUCCCAUUUCUGGAGUGUUGUUUUUUAAAACAUUUAUUUGUCAUUUAAUGGGUAGCAUGUUGAAAUAUUUGAAUUCACCACAAAAAUAUUUUAAAUAAAAUGGCUGUUUGUUCAA
Molecule: messenger RNA, 1782 nt
Organism: Saccostrea echinata
Lineage: Eukaryota; Metazoa; Mollusca; Bivalvia; Ostreida; Ostreidae
Exons: 11
Coding region: 86-1657 (523 amino acids)
Source: RefSeq, a predicted model, not a curated record